GCCCACCAGGGCAUAAAAGGAGACAUCUUGGUGCCGGGAACCACAUCGGCGGUGGAGCUCCGUAGCCGAAGGACCGAGGAUGGAAGGGUUCUUCUGCAAGACCUUGCUGGUGGUUGCAGCUCUCGCCAUCGGUGGGACCUCCUCACUGCCCCACAAACCCCUGACCUAUGAGGAGGCCGUGGACCUUGCAGUGAGCACCUACAACGGCAAAUCUGGGGAAGAGUCCCUGUACCGUCUCCUGGAGGCUGUUCCUCCACCCAAGUGGGGUCCUCUUUCUGAAAGCAACCAAGAGCUGAACUUGACCAUCAAGGAGACGGUGUGUCUGGUGGCCGAAGAACGGUCCUUGGAGGAAUGCGACUUCCAGGACGACGGGGCCGUCAUGGGAUGCACAGGCUACUUUUUCUUUGGCGAGUCGCCCCCAGUGCUGGUUCUCACCUGCGAGCCUCUCGGUGAAGACGAGGAGCAGAACCAGGAGGAGGAGGAGGAGGAGGAGAAGGAGGAAGACGAGAAGGAUCAGCCCAGGAGGGUCAAGAGAUUCAAGAAAUUCUUCAGGAAGCUGAAGAAGAGCGUGAAGAAACGUGUCAAGAAAUUCUUCAAGAAGCCAAGGGUCAUCGGGGUCUCCAUCCCCUUCUAAGAGAGGGGCUCGGGAGGACCUCAGCCUCCGCACUCCGAUCCCAGGAAAACCGGCAGAGAAAAUGAGGCCGGCUGCUCCAGUCCGUCAAAUCAUUUCCGAAUGGGAUGCUCUGCCAAUCAAUCCAUGAAUAAAUAAAUAUAUACUCG
Molecule: messenger RNA, 780 nt
Organism: Pseudonaja textilis
Lineage: Eukaryota; Metazoa; Chordata; Lepidosauria; Squamata; Elapidae
Source: RefSeq, a predicted model, not a curated record